AUGCUGGGAUUACUUCCAUCCCCAGGAACUGCCCUUUGCACGCAGCGUCCACGGACGGGGGUGCACUUGGACAAAGCCGCAGUCUUGAACUACUGCUCUAUUCGUCACCAAAAUGGAUCGUGGGUUGGGUGCGAAUGUGUCUUUACCGUCGUAUACGAUGUGAUGAUUGCGAGCACCACCGUCUACAGCCGGGGCAAAGGCAGCCAGAAACGUGCGGUCGAUGCUCCUGUGGUCCGCAAACUCUUCGACUCUUCUCCUAAUGAUCCGAGAUACCACAUGCUCACCUUCAUUUCGAAGAAGUUUUCUCAACGCUUAGUCGAGCCUCUUCACGAGCCCCGAGCAGCGCUCUUCGUCAACCGAUUCACACGGACGGCAACCAUCAUGUAUGCCACCAGCGGCGUGAGCGAGAUUCUGGGUCUCAGCCCAAACCAAUUGGUUGCAAAGAGCUUCUUUUACUGUAUUCAAGAGAAGUGUCUGCGGGACGCAGUGCGCUGCCUGGAAAGCGCAAAGAGUAACGACUCCAUCGCGUAUCUCCGAUUCUGGUUUCGAAACCCUCUGCAGGAUGACAAUCCGAAUAUCUCGCCAUACACUGCAAGCAUGGUCUCAAAUCCAAUUCCGCCGCUCGAGCUGGAAGCUGUCGUCUCAUGUACAUCAGAUGGACUCGUGGUUAUUCUGCGCCGUGCCCGUGCCCCAAUUCCUACAACCUCUCUCCCACCCCAACCGGUCCCGGUCUACUCGAAUGGUCUCUUCGCGGCACCUUGGGCACUGGAGCCAGUGUUCUCAUACGGAGCGUCUUCGCAUACACAAGAAACCGCUCUGUCAGGCUCGGCAUACCCUGAAAACAAAGACUUUCCCCAAAAAAAGCCUCCUUCUGGGGUGGAAGAUACUCCAUCUACGAGUACUGGAUUCCCGCCUUCGGUUCGGUCCCCACCAGAGGCGAAUCAGCGCGGCUCUGGCGGCCCGGACGCAGAUCAGCUUAUGCAGUCUAUUCGGGAUGUGGCUGUAUUUGCAUGGGGUAUUGUCGGGAUCAAUCGAUCUUUAGAACAAUUCAAACGUGGGACUCCGUCGGGCGCUGCUCAACCGGAAGCCCUGGAGACGAUGGUGGAUGACAAUUAG
This is a messenger RNA of Penicillium chermesinum, 1116 nucleotides long. RefSeq lists its product as uncharacterized. Lineage: Eukaryota; Fungi; Ascomycota; Eurotiomycetes; Eurotiales; Aspergillaceae. The record is from RefSeq and is a predicted model, not a curated record. Bases 1 to 1116 code for a protein of 371 amino acids. The transcript has a single exon.